AUGCCCUUUUCUGACUUCAUCUUAGGACUGAAGGACAACCAGUACUUUGGGGCUGGGUUUGGCCUCGUUGGGGUGGGCACAGCCCUGGCGUUAGCCCGGAAAGGGGCCCAGUUUGGGCUGGUGGCUUUUAGGCGCCAUUAUAUGAUCACCUUGGAGGUGCCCAGCAAGGAUAAGAGCUACAGCUGGCUGCUGAACUGGAUCUCCCACCACGCUAAGCACACACAGCACCUCAGCGUUGAGACAUCGUACCUGCAGCACGAAAGCGGGCGUGUCAGCACCAAGUUCGACUUUGUCCCCAGCCCUGGGAACCACUUCAUCUGGUAUCGCAGGAAGUGGAUUCGCAUCGAGCGGAACCGGGAGCAGAUGAUCGACCUGCACACGGGGACCCCCUGGGAGUCCGUCACCUUCACUGCGCUGGGCACCGACCGGGAGAUCUUCUUCAACAUCCUCCAGGAAGCCCGGGAGCUGGCGCUGCGGCAGCAGGAGGGAGGCACCAUCAUGUACACGGCCAUGGGGGCGGAGUGGCGGAAGUUCGGGUUCCCCCGCCGCCGCCGGCCUCUCGGCUCCGUGGUGCUUGAGGAAGGCGUGUCGGAGAGGCUGGUCCGGGACGUGAAGGAGUUCAUCGACAACCCCAAGUGGUACAGCGAGAGAGGUAUCCCCUACCGAAGAGGCUACCUGCUCUAUGGUCCUCCUGGCUGUGGGAAAAGCAGCUUCAUCACAGCACUGGCCGGGGAGCUGCAGUACAGCAUCUGCCUGCUCAGCCUCAGCGACCGCAGCCUCUCUGACGACCGGCUCAAUCACCUCCUGAGCGUGGCCCCGCAGCAGAGCAUCAUCCUGCUGGAGGACGUGGACGCUGCCUUCCUCAGCCGGGACCUCGCUGCCGAGAACCCAGCUGUGUACCAGGGCAUGGGGCACCUGACCUUCAGCGGCCUCCUCAAUGCACUGGAUGGCGUGGCCUCGUCAGAGGCUAGGAUUGUCUUCAUGACCACCAACUACGUGGACAGGCUGGACCCGGCCCUGGUGCGCCCCGGCCGCGUGGAUCUGAAGCAGUACGUGGGCCACUGCUCCCGCUGGCAGCUUGCCCGCAUGUUCCAGCGCUUCUACCCCGAGCAGCCCGCGGCUGCGGCCGAGCGCUUUGCCGAGCAGGCGCUGGGGGUCUCCCAGCAGAUCAGCGCUGCCCAGGUGCAGGGACACUUCAUGCUCUACAAGACGGACCCCGAAGGAGCCAUUUCAAACGUGCGCUCCAUCCUGCUGUGA
Merops nubicus (carmine bee-eater) is the source of this 1257-nucleotide messenger RNA. It is a transcript of the gene BCS1L, whose product is annotated as mitochondrial chaperone BCS1. The coding region runs from base 1 to 1257 and encodes 418 amino acids. The transcript has 8 exons. Gene Ontology annotation, biological process: mitochondrial respiratory chain complex III assembly; protein insertion into mitochondrial inner membrane from matrix. Gene Ontology annotation, cellular component: mitochondrial inner membrane. Gene Ontology annotation, molecular function: ATP hydrolysis activity; ATP binding. The record is from RefSeq and is a predicted model, not a curated record. NCBI's taxonomy places the organism in Eukaryota, Metazoa, Chordata, Aves, Coraciiformes, Meropidae.